Messenger RNA from Colletes gigas, 3636 nucleotides. RefSeq names its product enolase-phosphatase E1-like (gene Enoph). The transcript is spliced from 6 exons. Gene Ontology annotation, molecular function: magnesium ion binding; acireductone synthase activity. Bases 92 to 2338 code for a protein of 748 amino acids. NCBI's taxonomy places the organism in Eukaryota, Metazoa, Arthropoda, Insecta, Hymenoptera, Colletidae. The record is from RefSeq and is a predicted model, not a curated record.
AAGAACGCGUCGACAUAUACACCGUGCUUGAACGUACUGAGGUGAUAUAUCUGUUAUUUAUCCUACGGUCGAAGGCGAGUGAAUCGUGAAAAUGGCCGGGGAAAAGCGUACCAAGGAUCAAGAGGAAACCUUGCUCUCGGAAACGACGAUCUUGGUUGACAUCGAAGGCACCACGACGAGCAUAAGCUUCGUGAAGGAUACACUUUUUCCUUAUGUACGAGAGAAUUUAAAGAAAUAUAUUGAAACUAAAUGGGAGGAUGAGGAGUUCAAACAGGACUUUGAAAAAUUGAAAGAGCAGGCGAAGAAAGAUGAGGUAGAAAAAGUUGACGGGUUUGUACCAGUGACUGGUUCUAAUACAGAGGAGGAGAAAGAAUCACUUAUGAAAAAUAUAUUAUGGCAAAUGGAUUGUGAUCGUAAAACUGGAGCAUUGAAACAAUUACAAGGUCAUAUGUGGCGCGAAGCUUAUAAUUCUGGAUCGGUUAAAGCACACGUUUACGAAGAUGUGCCAAAAGCAUUAGAAUCAUGGACAAAUGAUGGUAGAAAAGUCUAUGUUUAUUCAAGUGGUAGCGUCGAGGCACAAAAACUUCUGUUUGGACAUUCUGUGCAUGGCGAUUUGCUUAAGUAUUUCAGUGGUUAUUUUGAUACCGAAGUAGGCGCAAAACAAGAAUCAAGCAGUUAUAAGACUAUAUCAAAUAAGAUUGGAGCAGAACCAUCAAGUAUAAUUUUCCUCACUGAUACUGUUAAAGAGGCUGCAGCUGCUAAAGAAGCAGGUUUAUCAACAGUUAUACUACUACGUGAAGGUAAUAUAGCUCUUUCGGAUGAAGAGAGAGUACCUUUUACAACCAUUAAGUCAUUCUUAGACUUAACAUUUCAAACUUCCACAAAGCGACAAAAAUUAGAAACAACAGAAACGCCGGAAACUGUAACUAAGAGUGCACCUGAUGUUUGUGAACCAAUGGAUACUUCCGAAGAUGUUGAAAUGGCGGAUGUCAGCGAGAAAAAAGAUGAAAAGGUAGACGCGAAGGAAGCUGUUCAAACAGAAACAAAAGAAUGCGGAAAAGAUCAGUUACCGAAAGAGACCCAAAAAUCAGACACGAAGACGGAAGAACCAAUGAUCACCGACGCGAAAGAUACAACAAACACUGAAAAGGUAGUGGAAAAGGUAGCGACAGAUAAAGUAGAAGCCCAACCAUCAGAGGUGAGUAUAAAAACAGACAUUUCUGAAAAUGUACCUGCCGUGAGUAAUAAUACCGAAUCGACAUCAACAACUUCAAAAAAUGAUGUGGAUAAGUCCGUGGAUUCUGAAAAAGUAGAGAAACCUGUGGAAGUAGCAGAGAAAGUUGUAAAACCUGCACCUGUAGAGGCGACAGUUACUGUCAAUGAUCCCGUGGAUGUUGUGGCAUCUGAGCCUAAAACAAAGUCUGGAGAAGUUUCUAUUACAGAGAGCAAGACUGAUGAACCCACAAAUAUUACAAAAGAAACAAAACCCGAGGACAGUAAAGUGUCAGAUGUAAAAUCUAACGAAAAUGUACCGGAAGAAAAGAAAAGUAGUAGCAGCGUAGAGGAGAAAACCGAAGAAUGCACUAGUAAAACCGAAAAAGAAACGAAAGAGGAGUCCACUGACAAGACCACAACUAAUCCUAGUACAACAGAAACCCAGAAACCAGAAAAUGACGGGUCUUCGGUGAAACCUGCACAAGAAUCGACGAAAACAGAGGAGAAGCCUAUAGAAAACGGUGACGUUUCAUUAACAAACGCGGAAAAAGUUACUGCGCCAACGAUAACAGAACCAGAAGCUACUAGUAGCAAAGUGGAGACACACGCCGAAGUGAAAAAUGUAACGGAAACGGUGACGGAAACGAAACCGGAAGUAGAAUCGGAAUCCGUGAAUGAAAAAUCUCCUAAAGCGAAAGAAACAGAAGAAGCAGCAGCAGUGCCUGUAAAUGACGCAGAAAAGAAAGAAGUCAGCACCGAGGUAUCGAAACAAGAAUCGACAGAGAAAUCAGUGAAAGAAGAGACUGUAGUGGACGAAGUGAAAGAAACGAAUACAGUGGAUUCCGAAAAGAAAAAACUAAAUGGCACAACACAAAAUGGGGAUACAGACGCGCCAGUGUCAGACGAUAAAUUACAUAGAAACGGACUAAAUGAGGGAUCAUCAAACGAAAACGUGAAUUCGUCAACAAGCGAAAGCACGUCGGCGCAGAAUGGCGAACCAGAGAGUUCCUCGGAGGCUAAUGCGGAAUCUAUAAAAGUAAAAAAAGUCGUUGAUUCUACAGUAGCCGACGGUGCCGGCGAACCUGACGUUGUUCCCCCUGUAGUUGUAGCUGCGACGUCUUAAUCUUGUUCUUAUACAUUUUAAGAAGUCCUUCAUACAUAACCCCCACCCAUAAUACUUAUCCGCAGGUAUAAACUGAAAAGUUGGCUCCCUACACCUUACAUAAAUCGUACGACGUUAAAGAUGUAAUACGUUAAUUUAAGAUGCAGUUCAUAGAAUUUCUAUUUCUUCAACAAAUGCGAAGGGAAACGAUAAUAUGACAUGCACAGUGUGUUUCAGAUUCGAUUAUCUUUUAAACGUCAUAACUCGAUGUAUUAUGCUUGUUGACUGUGCUCAGUAGAAAGUCGUAAGAAGAUCGAAAAAACGUUUGUUUCCUAUUUUACAUUGCUUAACUUAUUUUCUUCCGUAUUGAUCUGUUUUUCUUUUUCUAUUUUUCUCCCCCCUUUUAGUUCGUUCGUAUUAAAAUAGUUUUUGUAGGUGACAUUAUGCAUUUACAAUAUGAACUGACUAAAGAUAAUCGAACAUGUCAAUCGCUGUAGUCGGUUUAUAAGUAUUUUUUCAUUUGUCUCUCUCUCCUUUUUUUUUUUUUUAUUGCAUUUUAUGUGUAUUAAGAUCUUUUUUUUUUAUACUGCCUAAACGGAAUGUUACGGUAUGAAAACUCAUAGGUUAGGAAAUUCAUCAUAGUUGGAGUAUGCUAAAAUACCGCAUGUACCCUGUGCCAAAUGAAUUAAUUCGUCAGUUUGAAGGUUUUUUCUAUUAUUAUACGUACGACGUUGAAGGAUCUGGUCGAUGAUUUUAGUUUCUUGCAACAAAUCAGGAAACUUUAAGACUAUGUAUGAUUUUAAGACUGAAUUGGUAAUGCCUCGAACAGUCGCUGGCUUUAGACUAUACAAUAUAAUUUUUGCAUACUCUUGUGUACUUAAUUUUAUAAAUUGAUAACACAGUGAUUUUUGAAUCAUAGAUCUGAACCCAAUCUAUAAGUAAGCUGUGUCUUACGUUUGACUUUAUUCGACUACCUUAGGUAUACUUAUUCGCGUCCUAAAGGGCACACAUGCUACUUAUUGUGAUGUCUCGGCAUCAUAUUCCUAUUUUCUUUUGUGACUAUUUAUCAAAUUAUAUAACUUUUAGUUUAGAACACUUCAAAUGAUGUUGGCCUAUACGCAUUACGUGUUUUUUUUUUUUUUUUUUUGUAUUUUGUACCGUAAUUAUUAUGCGAUAUCAAGUCGUUUUUGAACAAUUGGAAGUACUACGUUGCAUUUAUGUGUUUCUAAAAACAAAAAAAACAAUGACAAUUGUAUUGUCAUAUUACACGAUAUUACACGUACCCGUUACACUAUUAGUUGUAUAAAAUUUCACUUUGC